AUGCAGGCUCCGAAUUUUCAUUUUAACGUCCCUCCAUUUCAAAGAACUCGGAGCGAAGCUGUGUAUCAGCGAGCUUUGAGACCACCGGCUCCAUUUCCUGCAAAAACGGGCAUGGACAUUGGAGGUUUGCUGAACGCAAGGAAUGCAGCGGCCGCUGACGCCGAGCUAAGACGUCAAUUACAGCAGUCAAUGCAGAUGGACGGCGGAGUAGCAUACGGCAUGAGCCAUAAUCAAGGCCCAACUAUGGCUCAUCAUCAACAACAUCCUAUGCAACAGCCCAACGGCUUGCCUUACGGUGCGAUGGGACAACCUCAGCACAAUCCUCAGUUAUACAAUCCAGGUUAUAUGCCUCGACAUGACGACCAAAAUGCGCUGGCGGACGACAACUUUGGCGCCAUGAGGCCUAAGAACGAAGGGACAGUCAAAGCAUUUCCUUGCAGCGUGUGCCAAAAAGGUUUUGCGAGACGAAGUGAUCUGGCAAGGCACGAACGGAUUCACACUGGCGUCAGACCUCAUGCUUGCGAUCACCCAGGCUGUGGCAAACAAUUUAUUCAGAGAUCCGCCUUGACCGUGCAUGCAAGAGUACAUACUGGAGAAAAACCACACAUGUGUGAACGAUGCGGCAAGCCCUUUUCCGACUCCAGCUCUCUUGCGCGACAUAGGAGAAUUCACUCUGGCAAAAGACCAUACAAGUGCCCCUAUGCAAAUUGCCAGAAGACCUUCACCAGACGGACGACUCUGACAAGGCAUCAAAGUCACCAUACAGGCACCAUUGAGCAAGCGGCAGCUGAAACUAACGCCAAACUAUCGACCACUCAACCUCAGAGCCAAUCCAUCUACGGGUCCACGUCUGGCUCGUCGAGAAACUCCACGGCGUCACCCGCCGAUAGGACGCUCUCAGUCUCGCCGAACUCUGAACUGCCUCCUAUGGCCAAUGGAAUGCAACGUCAAGGGUCAGACUACGGAUACCUUCCCCAAAGUCACGGCCUUCCUCCGCAUAUGCGAUCCGAUUUUCAGCAGAAUGCGUCCCGCUCAUCACCCUCUCUGAACGGUCAUACCCUCCAGAACUACACGAGCGCGCCUCAACAAAGACCAACCACGUCGCAUCCGACCACAUAUGGUCCACCCCAACCUUUGGAGCCUCCUGCCAAUGGAACUGGUAGUGGCAGCGCUUCCCCUCACUUGGGAGCAUUGGGAUGGGGCUCACCGAGUACUAGCACUCUACCUAAUCCACCGGCUAUGGACAAUUAUUCUUACCCCGAUGCGGGCUAUGCGAGUCAUCAACUCUACUAUCCGGGAAGCAGCAUUCGGAGGCCUCAGAGCACUGAGCCUGAAGACUAUGGAAUCCGCCCUCGCCAUCCUCACAUGGCCCAUCACGUGCCUCUUACGGCAGACUGGAGUGCGAUGCCACUGGCCGUUCAGGAUAACCGGCAAGAACGAUAUGUGAUGUAG
This is a messenger RNA of Rhinocladiella mackenziei CBS 650.93, 1452 nucleotides long. RefSeq lists its product as uncharacterized. Gene Ontology annotation, biological process: regulation of transcription by RNA polymerase II. The transcript has 3 exons. The record is from RefSeq and is a predicted model, not a curated record. Lineage: Eukaryota; Fungi; Ascomycota; Eurotiomycetes; Chaetothyriales; Herpotrichiellaceae. Gene Ontology annotation, molecular function: RNA polymerase II cis-regulatory region sequence-specific DNA binding; DNA-binding transcription factor activity, RNA polymerase II-specific. Gene Ontology annotation, cellular component: PcG protein complex; transcription regulator complex. The coding region runs from base 1 to 1452 and encodes 483 amino acids.